This is a messenger RNA of Penaeus chinensis, 2452 nucleotides long. Its product is annotated as nuclear pore complex protein Nup93-like. NCBI's taxonomy places the organism in Eukaryota, Metazoa, Arthropoda, Malacostraca, Decapoda, Penaeidae. Gene Ontology annotation, molecular function: structural constituent of nuclear pore. The record is from RefSeq and is a predicted model, not a curated record. The transcript is spliced from 12 exons. Gene Ontology annotation, biological process: protein import into nucleus; poly(A)+ mRNA export from nucleus. The coding region runs from base 217 to 1608 and encodes 463 amino acids. Gene Ontology annotation, cellular component: nuclear pore.
UCCUGGAGGUGGUGUUGCCCCCGCAGGCCCUGCCGACUCUCGAGGACGGCCAAGCGAGCGGCGCGCCUGUCUGGCCCCUCAUCUUCUACGCAUGCGAGCGGGCGGCGGCAAGGCGGCCUGCGUCGCGGCGGCAGAAAACAGUUCUCCGUCUGUUGUUGAAAUUGUGGCCGCCUUGGAUCACUAUAAAAAGAUGAUUCCUACAGACUGCCACCCGACAUGGAGAAGAAACUGCGGAUGUCCUAUAAGCGUGCUGUUAAGAAUUCACCAGACCCUUUCAAGCGGGCUGUUUACUGUAUCCUGAGUCGCUGUGAUCCGCAUGAAGACCACUCUGACAUAGCAACCACCACUGAUGAUUAUAUCUGGCUUAAGCUUUGUGUGGUUGAUUGUGAUUCCUCCCCUUCUGCCUCUACCUCUAGUACCAGCAGCGUGCAGCAGGACAUCCUCACUCUCACCUCACUCCAGAAUCUCCUUUAUGAGCAGUAUGGAGAAUCACACUUCAGUGCAUUACAGCAGCCACUACUCUAUACAACAAUCCUACUCCAGACAGGCCAGUUUGAGGCAGCUGUGGAAUUUCUCAGCAGAAAAGAAGCUCUGCGUUGCCAUGCUGUUCAUGUGGCCCUAGCUUUGCACGAGAUGAACCUGCUAGCCCUUCCAGAGCAGGUCCAUGCCCCUAUGUUGUCUCGUGAGGAUGGUGACCCAGAUGGUGUUAGAAGACUGAAUCUGACAAGGCUUAUUCUUCUCUACACAAGGAAGUUUGAGGCCACUGACCCAUGUGAAGCCUUACAUUACUGUUACUUCCUGAGAGCUCUGAAAGGAAGGAAUGGGGAGAAUGUUUUUGCAGGCUGCAUCAGUCAGCUAGUCUUGCAGUCCCGUGAGUUUGACAUGCUUCUGGGACGGCUGGAACCAGAUGGUCGUCGUACUCCCGGGGUUAUUGAUAAAUUCAAGGUGGAUGUCAGUGAAGUGACAGAGAUGGUUGCACAAGACUCGGAAAAGAAGGGACUGUAUGAAGAUGCCAUCAAGCUUUAUGAUCUGGCCAAGAACCAUGACAAAGUUGUAGCACUUCUGAAUCAGUUACUGAGCCAGGUUGUGUACCAACCAGAAGGAGGGGCUGGCAGCCAGCGUGUGCGUGUAUUGGAGCUAGCAACAGCUGUGGCCAUCCGGUUCAAGACGCAUGGUCACAACACCCUUCCAAACAAUGCAGCAACACUCCACUUGCUUUUGGACUUGGCCACUUUCUUUGAUUUUUAUCACAAAGAAAGGUUCACAGAUGCUUUGGAGGUGCUGAAGAAGUUGCGCAUUAUUGCCCUGAGCCGGGAUGAAGUGGAGUCAAGGGUUGCUGGAGUGGCCUCACAUGGAAGUGAGGUUCGUAGUGUUCUCCCACAUGUACUUCUGGCUGCCAUGACUACAACCCACAAACUGUAUCAGAUGCCAUCACAGCAACAAUCCCCGCAGAUGUCUUUCAAUGUGUCUGCAACAGCAGCUUCACCAGCAACAAAGCACCUGCAGGAACAGGCUCGUGCCAUUGUCACCUUUGCAGGAAUGAUUCCCAUGAGGUUACACUCUGAGAUAAAUGCUCGCUUGGUGCAGCUGGAAGCCCUUAUCAACUAAUUAGGCUGUGUUUCUAUAUUAUACUUCUUUUAAGGAUCAAAAUAUAGUGAGCAAAUUAUUGUAAUUACUAUUCCUACUCCUGUUCCGAUGAUGAUGAUGAUCCACAAGAGCUUAUAAUCUUUAAGGAUUCAGUUACUAGUCCUACUGUCUCGGUUAUUUGCUGUUUUCCUUCAUUUGUGGAAAAAAAUUAUAACUACUUGUAUUUUAUGAUAUAUUUCAAGGAAUUAACCAAGUUGGCUCGGAUGGCAAGAAUACAUGCCAUGGCCAUUGUAAUAUUCAUCUAUUGUCUUUACACAUAGAUGGCUCUACAAGUGUUAAGUCACCAAGGUGUCAGUUAUUAGUCCUAGCCAUCUCACCUGUUAACCCUUUUCCUAAAUUUUUGGAAAACUUCAUUUGUAUCAUUUUAUUGUCUUAAAUGUUAUUAAUAAUUUGUUAACAAUUUGAAAAUCAAAAUAUCAGUAGGAGCAAUGUUAAUAGUAUUAGGAAGAAAAACACAUUCUUCUGCAGAUUCAAGGAAUGGGAAAAUCAGGUGCAGUCACUAGGGCCUACUGAUAGCUUCCCUAGUGACUGAGCACUUGUGGAGACAAAAAAUGCAGUGCACAAUACCUGUGGCCAUUGGGUUAUUAAGGUAAAAGUUUUUUGAUGUAUUUAUACUUGCUUCCUAUACAUUUUAGUUUUUUGUCGUUUCAUUUUAUACAGAUAUACCUAUAAUAAUUAUGUGUCAUAGUUUUACAGUGAAUUGUCUGUAAAAAAGGAUAAGAAAGAGUAAUACUGUAUAAAAAGUUUGUGAAUAUGAUGAAUUUACUCCAGUGUAUGUGAUUGGAAAUAAAGACUUGAAUUAUGA